AAGACUACUUCAAACAAGACCCGUUACAAUUUAGAAAAACCAAAGCGCAGCCAUGGCCGAGCACCAGAAAAUCCACCCGGUCGACGUCGAGGCCCCAUCGCAGGCGGCGCCGCUCGUCCCACCCGAGCUCUCGAGAUCCGACAAGGGCGACCCGGCCGCCGUCGCAGGGCAAUACCCGCCUUACCGCCGCACAAUCCCGAUCUCUCACUCUAGACCCCCGAAAAGGCGGCGUAGCUGCUGCUGCAAGUGUGUAUGCUGCACCAUUCUCACCACCAUCAUCCUUAUCAUCCUCGUCGCCGCCACCCUCGGCAUCCUCUACCUCAUCUUCGAUCCCAAGCUGCCGAAAUACUCCGUCGACCGCCUCGCUGUCUCCGCCUUCACCGUCGACACCAACCUCACGGCGCAUGCGAGCUUCGACGUGACGGUGACGGCGGAGAACCCGAACAAGGGGAUCGGAAUAUACUACGAGGGUGGGUCGCACCUGAGCGUGUGGUACUCGGGUUUCAGCCUGUGUGAGGGGGUGUUCCCGGAGUUUUAUCAGGGGCACCGGAACACGACGGUGCUGACGGUAGUGAUGAAGGGGGAGGCGCAGCUGGGGAGCACGGAGAUGGCGGCGCUGCAGCAGCAGCAGACGACGGGGAUGGUGCCGCUGGACUUCAAGGGGGACGUCCCGGUGAGGGUGAAGCUGGGGAGUCUCAAGCUGUGGAAGGUGACGUCCAGGGUCAGGUGCAAUCUGGUGGUGGAUAGUUUGACGGCUAAUAACCGGAUUCAGAUCAGGUCUAGCAGUUGCAAGUUUAGGUUGAAGCUGUGAGCUUUUGGUUUAUUUUUCUAAUUUGAUCGUCUUUUUUUUUUUACUCCUUUAUUUGUUAUCAUCGUUGGUAUGAUUCUUAGAUUUUAUGGGAGGAUUUUAUGUAGGGAUUUUAAUUUUGGUGGUGGUUGUUAGUAGCUAGUGGAGGCUGUGUAUGCUUGCAUUUUUUUUUUUGUCAAUUUAUUUAGCAUUUAAUAGUAAUAGCAUGUUACCAGAA
This is a messenger RNA of Elaeis guineensis (African oil palm), 1025 nucleotides long. Its product is annotated as NDR1/HIN1-like protein 6. Gene Ontology annotation, biological process: defense response to other organism. NCBI's taxonomy places the organism in Eukaryota, Viridiplantae, Streptophyta, Magnoliopsida, Arecales, Arecaceae. Gene Ontology annotation, cellular component: plasma membrane. The record is from RefSeq and is a predicted model, not a curated record.